AUGGAGCCCUAUGGAUCCUACAAUCUGUCAACUAAUUACCAGCAAAACCAAUCAAUGGCGCCUUAUCAAGUAAACCAUAACAAUGGGCAUAAUAUGCAGCAAUUUUUAAACAAUGGUAUGAAUAAUUAUUACAAUAGUACACCUACAACUUCUCAAUUUCCGAAUAAUAAUGGAUUUUUGAUGUCUGCAAAUGCACCUUCUGCUUCUCCAUCUACUAAUACUCUUAAUGCAAGUCUUAGCAACAAUGGUUAUAUUUCACAGAGUAUACAACCUGCUCCUCAACCUACAUCGUCUCAUUCGUAUUAUAAUGUAAUUUCACCAAAUCCAAAUGCAUAUUUCAAUAAUGCUCCGGCGAUUUACACUCAUGUAACAAACGUCAAUAUUGAAAUGUCUUCAAACACUACUUUAUGCUACCAAGGGGAAAACUUUACACAUAAUAUGCCUUUACAAGUUAAUCCAUCAAACAUUAAUUAUGGAGGAUCAACAGCUAGUGGUUCAAACAGUCAACAUGUAUCUAAUUCAAAAAAGGAUGACGAAUGGUUUAAUUUAACAAAUAAGUUUUUAAAUAAUCCAGGAGAAAAUCCGAAUUUUAAUAUUUCAUUUAACAAACAACAUGCGUCUAAUUCGAAAAUAGAUGAUGAAUGGUUUAAUUUAACAAGUAAGUUUUUAAAUGAUCGAGAAAAAAAUGUGACUCGUAAUAUUUCAUUGGUAUCUAACACUCAUCAAACUGAUUCUAAACAAAACAAUUUUUUUAAAAAUCAAUCAAAUAAUACUAAAAAUCCAAAAACUUUUACAAAAAUAUUGCCUAAAGCAACAAAGAUAUCUGAAAAACUGUCUAUUGAACAAAUUUUGGCUAACGAACAGAAAAAGCAUUAUUAUUCAUUUGAAUCUGAAUUAUAUUAUAAAAAGCUUAUCGGCUCAAAGGUUUUUAUAGCAAAUGAUAUAACACUAGAAGUAUGUCAUGAAUUUGAAACAGUGUUAGGUAAACGUGCUACAGCUGUGAAUGCAUUAAAACCAGUAUAUACCAAACCUCGUAAAAUGAAUGUCAAUGUAUGUAAGCAUAAAUGUGUAGGAAAUAAAGACUAUGAUAAUGAUUCUUGUAGUUCAAGUGAUGAAGAUUCAGAUCAUAAAAAUGCCACAUUAAUAGAACUUGCUAAAAAAUGUGCUCAUCCUGACCGGCUGCAUCCAGAACUUUGGCAUAACGAAUUAGGAGAAAUGAAUGAUGGACCAGUUUGCAAAUGUAGUUGCAAGUCGCAGAGAUCUGGUAUCCAUCACAAUAUUUAUAUUGGUGAAGGACAGUUUAAACCUUGUUUGCCAAACACAAAUAAUGCCGACAAAUUAUAUCAUUAUAGAAUUAGUAUAACUCCAUCUACAAAUUUUUUACUUAAAUGUCCUACAGUUAUUAAACAUGAGCGUAAUAAAUAUAUUUUUGAAGGAUUUUCAUUGCUAUCACAUUAUCCUAUUCCCACAUUGCCAACAUGCAAAGUUGUCCGGUUCAAUACUAAUUAUGCUAUAUUAUACAUUGAAGAAAAGAUGCCAGAGAAUUUUGUGAUACAAGAGUUGGAACUAUUUUAUAAAUUUUUCUUUAAAGACAUAUUGGAAUUGGUGGAUUUAGAUUUCCAUGCUAUAGGAAAUAAAGAUGGAUGUCCUGUAUUUCAUUUUAUGCCUCGAUUUGUAAGAGACUUAUCAAAUAACAACAACGAAUUACUAUCUAUGCGUAAUGUUCUUAAAUAUCUUUUAAAUAACAAUAAAUUACUUUUUGAAGAAAACUCAUUACCUGGUUUAAAACAAAUGUCUAUUGAUGAAUGGCAAGAUAUUGUUGAUGAAUAUAAAGGCAUGAUCAUUACAAAUCCAGAAACUAAACCAAGUUCAAUACGUGUUGAUCAACUGGAUAGAAAUAAUAAAAUGGAGACGACUGACAAAUUAUAUCCAGUCGUAGUUCAUUUUGGUAUAAGACCAUCACAGUUAAGUUACGCUGGUAAUCCAGACUAUCAAAAAAGGUGGAGAGAUUAUGUCAAAUUUCGACAUUUGCUUGCAAAUAUGCCUAAGCCAUCAGCUGAGGAUAAAAGAAAACUUAAAACCAAAGAAAUAUCUUUACAAGAAACUAAGUCACAUAAUAAAAUGAAACGUGGAGUCACAGCUGCUAUUAGUAGUAAAGGAUUUUAUAAAACUGGACUCAUGUGUGAUAUAGUUCAGCAUGCAAUGCUUUUACCAGUACUGGUGUGCCAUUUUAGAUUUCAUAAAAGUUUAGAAUGCUUAGAAAAUUCAAUAGGAUAUAAAUUCAAGAACAAAUAUUUACUCCAGCUAGCUUUAACUCAUCCAUCUUAUCGAGACAAUUUUGGUACAAAUCCUGACCAUGUAAGGAAUACUCUUACAAAUUGUGGUAUACGACAACCAGAAUAUGGAGGUAGACAUCUUAAUUUUACGAAUACAAGAAAAAGAGGUCUAAACACCCUUAUAAAUAUAAUGUCACAGUUUGGUAAAAAGUCAGAAAUGGAAUCAAAUAUUAUGCACAAUGAACGUUUGGAAUUUUUAGGGGAUGCUGUUAUUGAGUUUUUGUCUACUAUACAUUUAUUUAAUAUAUUUCCUGAUGUUGAGGAAGGCAGUCUAGCAACAUACCGAGCUGCCAUUGUGCAAAAUCAACAUCUCGCUAUUAUGGCAAAAUAUUUAAAAUUGGAUGAUUUUAUGUUAUAUGCUCAUGGUUCAGAUUUAUGCCACGAUUCUGAACUUAAACAUGCAAUGGCUAAUUGCUUUGAAGCUUUGAUGGGAGCAUUAUUUUUAGAUGGAGGAGUAGAAGUUGCUGAUCGUGUAUUUGGAGAAACAUUCUUUAAGGAUUCACCAGAGCACCUUAAAAUAUGGGUGAACUACCCUAAACAUCUAUUACAACAACAAGAACCAGAUGGCGACCGUAAAUGGAUUAAAACAUUACCAUUGCUUCAAAGACUAACUUCUUUUGAAGAUUCUAUAGGUAUAAAAUUUAAUCAUAUCAGGCUAUUGGCAAGAGCAUUUACUGAUAGAAGUGUGGGUUUUACAAAUUUAACCCUUGGAUCAAACCAACGACUUGAAUUUCUCGGCGAUACUGUUCUACAGUUAAUAGCGUCAGACUAUUUAUAUAAGUAUUUUCCAGAACAUCAUGAGGGUCAUUUGUCACUACUCCGUAGUUCUUUGGUAAAUAAUCGAACUCAGUCUGUUGUGUGUGAUGAUCUGGGUAUGGUAAAUUAUGCAUUAUAUGCAAAUCCGAAACCAGAAAUGAAAACAAAAGAUAGAGCUGAUCUUUUAGAAGCAUUACUUGGGGCCUUAUAUAUAGACAAAGGUCUUAAACACUGUCAGGCAUUUUGUAAUGUUUGCUUUUUUCCCCGCCUACAUGAUUUUAUUUUAAAACAAGAUUGGAAUGACCCAAAAUCUAAACUACAACAAUGUUGUUUAACUUUACGAUCUGUUGAUGGUGGAGAACCCGAUAUUCCCAUUUAUAAAGUGAUUGAAUGUAUGGGGCCAACUAAUGGUCGAAAGUAUACUGUAGCUGUUUACUUUAAAGGUGUUAGGCUGUCACAGGCAAAUGGUCAUAGUAUACAACGAGCUGAAAUGAAUGCAGCUAAUAGUGCUUUAGAAGUAUCCAAAGAUUUAUUCCCACAACUGGAUCAUCAAAGAAAAGCUAUAUCAAGAAGUUUGCUUCAUCAAAGUACAGAUAGCAAUACAAAUUUUAUGGACAUCAUAAAAAUGUUAGAAUCAAAUUCAUCCAAAAAUGAUUCAGAUCUGAGCGAAUCAGAAAAAAAGAGAAAGAAAUUACACAAAAAAUUAUUAGCAGUAUUAUGUUCUUGCCAGGAUUAUAAUGAAGAUACAGAUGGCGAAGAAGAUAAAAAACAAAACAAAGAAGAAGAACUAGAUGAACCAGUAAGAAAAAAGAUUAAAAGAAGACACUCAAAGAGAAAAACUUGAACAGAGAACCAAAAAAACCCUACCAAAAGAAAUAAAUGUUGAGAAGAACUAGAAAGAAAAAAAUCAAAAUAUACAAUUUUUGAUUCUUUACAUUUAAGUAUAAUUUAAUUCUUUGUUUUAAAACAAAAUAUGUACCCUUUUUUAGAAUUAAACAAAGCUUGAUUAGUUAGCUUUAUCAAUUUUACAAUUUUAUCAUAAUUUUUUUUUCAGCAUAUUUUUUAUUUUUUUAUUAUUUUAUAACAAUUUUUAAUAUGAAUAAUAUUUUAAGUACAGUUUUAUAAUAUAAAAUCUAAUUUAAUUAAAAUGUAUUUAAAAUUGUCUUACUUAGUUUCAUAUAAUAUAAUAUUUUUACAAUGUGAUAUACCUAUAAUCUAUGUCUUAGUCGUCAUGCAAAAACUCACAGGUUGUACUUUUAUAGUUUUCGUUAAUAUCAAUUUAAGUGUUAAAUACAUUAUGAAAAAUACAAUUUAUACCCAUUUGUAUCAUACAUGAUAUCAUUAAAACCAUGGUGAUAUGUAUAAUUGAUAUGUUAAAUUUUUAAUAUGGGUAAAAAAUGACCAUGCAC
Molecule: messenger RNA, 4501 nt
Organism: Cinara cedri
Lineage: Eukaryota; Metazoa; Arthropoda; Insecta; Hemiptera; Aphididae
Source: the annotation of a GenBank genome assembly